This is a messenger RNA of Helianthus annuus (common sunflower), 1851 nucleotides long. RefSeq lists its product as uncharacterized. The record is from RefSeq and is a predicted model, not a curated record. Bases 84 to 503 code for a protein of 139 amino acids. Lineage: Eukaryota; Viridiplantae; Streptophyta; Magnoliopsida; Asterales; Asteraceae. The transcript has 4 exons.
AAAAUGAAAGAAACCCUAUAAUCCCCAAAUCUAAAACCCUAGUCUCCAUUAGCAACAUCCCUGCACCAGAAACUCGAACAAAAAUGGCAUGGCGAGGUUCAAUCUCCAGAACUUUAAUGUCCACCGCAAGAUCUUCAUCUUUCCGAUCCACCGCCCCGCUCCCCCGCCUCCGUCCUCCGCCGCUCUCCGCUCCCCGUCUCCACUCUCGCCGCCUCGGCAACCCUAGGAUGUUGGGAGAAUUAGGAUGCGCGCAGUCUCUGAUGACGAUUGCUGGAGCACGGAUGACGUCACACUUGACGGUUAAUGUGCGCGCGUUUUGCGAGUUGUCGAAUGAAUAUAUCAACUCUUUGCAUCUGGAUCUUGCGUUGUUUCUCGGCUCUCACAUCAAGGUUUUAAAUUUUUUGUCGGCUUUUCACAUCUCCCUCUUGCAUUGUUAUGCCAAAGACAACAUUCUACAAGCUACUCGAUAUGGGGUAACGCUUUCAGCCACCUUAGUCGGAUAGCGCCCCUCAUAUCGCCCUAGCUCCGUAAAAGAAAGGGCGUCGUCAUUGCCACCACCAAGCCCUUAACGGGAGCUAGAAGGAGACUUUGGUGGGGUCGUGUAUAAACCAAUAACAGCAAGGGUACAUUUGUAUAAAGAUUUUCCAAAACACUUUACUUGGAAUGGAAGCACACGCCAUUGGAGUCAUCGUUUCGGUAAAAAAACAAAGAGGUCGUAUCGUUUCCGCUAAUCCAGCCGAAGGAGAAAGGUACUACUUACGCCUACUUUUGUCAAAUGUCAGAGGGCCUACUUCUUUCGAACAUCUUUGCACAGUUAAUGGUCAACGGUGUGCGACAUUUCGGAAAGCAGCUCUUGAGUUAGGCUUAAUAGAAGACGAUGAAUAUCUAUCACAAUGUCUCGAAGAAGCCUCUACGUUUCAGUUUCCCAAUGCUCUUAGAAGGUUAUUUGCGACCAUAAUGAUUUUUUGCCAACCUGGAGAUAUUCGAAAGUUAUGGAAUGACCACUUUGAUUCACUAUCUGAAGAUCAUCGGUUACACUGUCAAAGUAUAGAACGAGUUCAAAAUAUGGUUCUUACCGAAAUAAGUGUCUUGGUACAAUCCAUGGGUAAAAAUUUCAAUGAAUUCGAUCUUCCUAAGAUAACAGACGAUGUUAACUUACAAGAUACAGGUUAUCGUGAGUUACAAGAAGAGUAUGGGAUUGUUUUGGAACCUGAACACUUGAGUGCCAAACAUUCACUUAAUCCGGACCAAAAAAACGUGUUUGAUGAGAUCAUGAUGCAUGUUGAUAAUGAUCUUCCAGGCGUGUUCUUUAUUGAUGGUCCAGGUGGAACUGGAAAAACAUUUUUGUACAUUGCCUUGCUUGCUGAAAUUCGGUCACGUGGUCUUAUUGCUCUCGCAACAGCUUCAUCAGGUGCAGCGGCUAAUAAUAUGCCAGGAGGUAGAACGGCUCACUCGAGAUUCAAGAUUCCUCUUAAUCUUGAAAAUAACUCAAUGUGCAAUAUUAAAAAACAGAGUGGGGCCGCUAAACUGAUUCGCUCUGCCAAAAUAAUCAUAUGGGAUGAAGCGUCGAUGGCUAAACGACAAGCGAUAGAGGCAGUCGAUCGUACAUUCCAAGACAUUAUAGGUGUUAGUCUCCCAUUUGGUCAGUGGCGGAGCUUGACCAAAACUUUCGAGGGGGCGUAAAGUAAUGGGACCCAAAAAACUUUUUUCCUAUCGUUAUGUUUCGGUUCGAAUUGGGUUGGCUAUUCGAUUCAAAUCGGGUCAAAUAAUAAUAGUUCCAAAUAAAACAAAGUGUAUAUUUACCACACUACCCAUCAUUUAUGUACAAAGUUUAUAAAUAUUUAGAAUAUA